CCAAUAAUUUUCAAGAUAUAUCCGUCUCUCUCCUUUCCCCAGAGGAAGAGUGUCCAUGGAUAAGCCACUGUCAAAGAUAACACUCGAAAUGCCUUCUCACACGCGCCCCCACGCACCGCCGUCGCCACUGCCUUUCCAUUUAUUUCCGGCGAGGAUAUCAAAAAUUCUUUCUUUAGAACAUUCCAAAUUUUUGCUGGCCUCUUCUUCCAAACCCAUCUUUAAAGGUUCGCUACACAAGAACAGAGUCCAUUCUAUCUCUCAUGCCAUAUUCUCAAAGCUAGAAGUUAUAGCUGAUGCGGACAAUGAGAGAGAGGGGGAGACAUCUGAUAUUGCUAAACUGAAGCGAAAAGUUGAGGCCCUUGGAAUAAAAACUUAUUCUUGUAUACCUGGGUUAUAUGAUCAUUUAAUUUGUCCCGAGUGCAACGGUGGAGGAUCAAUGGAGAGGAGUCUAUCAUUUCAUAUUAGCCAAAAUCGGAACUUUGCAAUGUGGAGAUGUUUUCGUCUAGAAUGUGGAUGGGCAGGCCAGGUAUUUGCAGACAACAGAAAAUUUUCUCCUGGUGUCCAUCAACUUGCCAAAAUCAAUUUCCCUAGGUCAUCAUUGACAGAGGAAAGCCUAAGGCUUGAGCCAUUGGGUGAUGAGCUGCUUACAUAUUUUGCUGAAAGAAUGAUAUCCAAGAAAACACUGGAGAAAAAUUAUGUUAUGCAAGUUGCAGGUGGUCGGAAAAUCAUUGCCUUUACUUAUAGAAGAAACGGACUGCUCGUGGGCUGCAAGUACCGGACAGUUGACAAAAAGUUUUGGCAGGAAAAAGGUACUGAAAAAAUAUUUUAUGGACUUGACAAUAUAGCAGAUGCAGACGAGAUAAUUAUUGUUGAAGGUGAAAUGGAUAAGCUGUCAAUGGAAGAAGCUGGUUUUUUCAAUUGUGUUAGCGUUCCUGAUGGUGCACCACAGACAGUUUCCCUCACAGAACUACCAUCUUCAGAGAAGGAUAACAGAUUCCAGUACCUAUGGAACUGCAAAGAUUAUCUUGACAAGGUUUCUCGGAUAAUCUUGGCAACUGAUGGUGAUAUACCUGGCCAAGCUUUAGCUGAGGAGCUCACUCGUCGCCUUGGAAGAGAAAGGUUACAAUGCACCAACUUAUCGCAGUUCAAUUCAAAGAAAUCUUGCUGCACAUUGCGUGUAUCUUUUUUCGAUGCUGGCAAGUAAAUUGGCCGAAGAAAGAUGAGUUCAACUCUUUUAAAGAUGCAAAUGAGGUUCUCAAAUAUCUAGGCACGGAUGCUUUGAGAGACGUGAUUGACAAAGCAGAAGUGUAUCAGACACACGACUGGAACUAAUCAGCUUGAUUUAUCUACGAGCUAGUACGUCUACGCAGUAUAAGAGGAGGAUUCACCAGUUUGGUCUAGAAAUGUAAUGCUAAAUGUUUGUUGUGUAGAUUCAACCACGAGAAUGUUGUGGUAUUAUUUUCUGCAUCUAGGAAUUUUCUUUUGGGCUUUAGCAUGGAAAUCCAGGCGAUCGGAAAAUAAAAAAAUGGUUAAGAUAUUCAAAUCAUUAUGUGUCUAUAUACUGGUUUAUCAAGAAUAGACAAGAAAUGCUUGAUGAAAGAUUCUUGUGACUCGUCUUCUGAUUGAUGCAAGGCAGGAGAAAGUUCGCAUCUUUUAACUGUAAUCAGGGAGAAAGUCUCGAUUGAAAUCUAAAUUACGUUUUUAUCAUAAUUAUUUUUUAUUUUUUA
Olea europaea var. sylvestris is the source of this 1727-nucleotide messenger RNA. Its product is annotated as primase homolog protein-like. The transcript has 13 exons. The record is from RefSeq and is a predicted model, not a curated record. The coding region runs from base 56 to 1204 and encodes 382 amino acids. Gene Ontology annotation, molecular function: single-stranded DNA binding; 5'-3' DNA helicase activity. Lineage: Eukaryota; Viridiplantae; Streptophyta; Magnoliopsida; Lamiales; Oleaceae.